UCAGACGUGUUCUCUUCCUAGGUCACAGUGAAGGUCAGUGGGCUUCAGCUGGAGGUCAGCUGGGGGUCAGCUGGGGGUCAGCUGGGAGUCAGCGGGGUUGCUUCUUUACACAGUCAAACAUUUAGCACAGACCUGCUUAUCUACUAAACUCAGGAGGAUUGUGACUGAAGCAGAUGCUGGUACAAUACCCGACUGCUUCAGUACGAUACCCGACUGCUUCAGUACAUCAGUACAAUAACCAACUGCUUCAGAACAUCAGUACAAUAACCAACUGCUUCAGUACGAGACCCGACUGCUUCAGUACGAGACCCGACUGCUUCAGUACGAGACCCGACUGCUUCAGUACAUCAGUACAAUAACCGACUGCUUCAGUACAUCAGUACAAUAACCAACUGCUUCAGUACGAGACCCGACUGCUUCAGUACAUCAGUACAAUAACCGACUGCUUCAGUAUAUCAGUACAAUAACCAACUGCUUCAGUACGAGACCCGACUGCUUCAGUACGAGACCCGACUGCUUCAGUACGAUACCUGACUGCUAGGCCUGUGCGGUAUACGGGUUUGUACCAAAUACCGGUUUAUAUUUUCGUUAUGAUAUGAAUUUUUCAUAUACCGCAAUACCGGAGAACAGUCCAAACAACAUCCGGAACGUGCGUGGCGGUAAAGUGUUUCAGCAGGGACCCAUUUCACUGCUGCCGGCGAGAGCUCUCAAAAUGAAGCACACGCUGUUUACCCAGAGGAACUAAUACCAAAAAGAGGGGCCAUGUCUGUGGUUUGGAAGUUCUUCGGCUUUAAAAGGUCGGACGUGGAUCAAACAACUAUCUUUUGCAAAUGCUGUCGAGCAGAAGUGGAAGCCGGCGGUGCUAACACUAGCAAUUAGCUUCACCACCUUAGCCGAAAACACGUUUUAGAGUACCAGGAAUGUCAUAAACUAAGAUCCACACCCUCCACAUCCACAGCUCAACCUGCAAGUAGCAGUCAGACGUCCAUUCAAGACGUGUUCGCUAAAGGGACUGCAUAUGAGAAAAGAAAAAAAAAAAGAAGCAAGCAGCAGGUCGAGAUAACGAUCGCAAUCACGCAAUCUGGACAUGAAAAAAAAACACGAUACAGUUCUUAUGAUAGUAAAGCCAAUCAACUGCAGUAAUUAUUGUCUUAUUAUAAGAAAAUGUGUGUAACAACACUCUUGCAUGAAAAAAAAUACCGUCAAAUACCGUGAAACCAGUAAGAAUUUAAAAAAAUCGUGAUAUGAAAUUUUUGCCAUACUGCCCAGCCCUACUGACUGCUUCAGUACAAUAACCGACUGCUUCGGUACAAUACCUGACUGCUUCAGUACGAUACCCGACUGCUUCAGCAGGAUACCCGACUGCUUCAGCAGGAUGCCCGACUGCUUCAGUAGGAUACUCAACUGCUUCAGUACGAUACCCAACUGCUUCAGUACGAUACCCGACUGCUUCAGCAGGAUACCCAACUGCUUCAGCAGGAUGCCCGACUGCUUCAGCAGGAUGCCCGACUGCUUCAGUAGGAUGCCCGACUGCUUCAGUAGGAUACCCAACUGCUUCAGCAGGAUGCCCGACUGCUUCAGCAGGAUGCCCGACUGCUUCAGUAGGAUACCCAACUGCUUCAGCAGGAUGCCCGACUGCUUCAGUAGGAUACCCAACUGCUUCAGCAGGAUGCCCGACUGCUUCAGCAGGAUGCCCGACUGCUUCAGUAGGAUACCCAACUGCUUCAGCAGGAUACCCGACUGCUUCAGCAGGAUGCCCGACUGCUUCAGCAGGAUGCCCGACUGCUUCAGCAGGAUACCCGACUGCUUCAGCAGGAUACCCGACGGUAUACCACUCUGGAAGCUCCUGAAGCUACGGAGUGGCUUUUGUCACGCUCACAGUUCAGCAGGUGAUCCUCGGCUGUCAGGAAGUGACAGCUGACCUGAGCAGAAAGCCAGCUGCUUUACAGUGUAGUGAUGGGAAUUCCGGCUCUUUUUAGGGAACCGGCUCUUUCAGUUCGGCUCACUAAAAAGAGCCGGCUCUUUUGGCUCCCAAACGGCUCUUCAGAUUUUUUUUGUUGCUUUAAUCGAUAUAUUACCAAUAAUAAUGUAACGUCAUGCACAAAAUGAAUUAAUAAUUAAUAAAAAAAUUUAUUAUACUACUAUAUUAUGAUAGCCUUUAUUUUUUCACUCUGCAGUGAACUUUCAACUAAUUUAACCUUUUAACUUUUUUAUACUAAGCAACUUUAAAGUCAAGCAACACAGAAUUCCUGAAAAACACACAACACAACAAAAUGUAAAUUACAAAUAUUUACUUUUCAGUGCAACAACAAAUAAACUA
Messenger RNA from Salarias fasciatus (jewelled blenny), 2320 nucleotides. Its product is annotated as salivary glue protein Sgs-4-like. The record is from RefSeq and is a predicted model, not a curated record. Bases 1376 to 1921 code for a protein of 181 amino acids. NCBI's taxonomy places the organism in Eukaryota, Metazoa, Chordata, Actinopteri, Blenniiformes, Blenniidae. The transcript has 3 exons.